GAGAGAGAGACAGAGAGGGUGAGUGAGUAGUGAGAGGGAGGGAGGGAGUCUGUACGAGAGGGACGGAGAACGAGAGAGGAUAUAUUGAUACAAAACGACCGUGGUUUCUCUUCAGUGUGUGUGAGAGAGACCAUGAGUGAAGACAAGAUGGAGUGCUGGAACAGAUGAAGACUGUCAUUGGGUGAGUGAGUCUCUUUCCAGUGGUCCUGAUGAGCGUUUCCAAACCACCUCCGCCCCAUUCCCAUUUCCCCCCCAGCAACCCGUCCUCCCAUCUCCCCCUGCCUCCGUCCUCCUCUACCUCCCCCUCUCCCUCCACCCCUCCCUCCGCUGCGGGUCCCCCCAGCCCCGCCGUGCCUCCUCCUCCCUCCCCAGUCAAGAUCUCCAUGCAGGAGCAUUUUGCCAUCAACGUGUGCCCCGGCCCCAUCCUCCCCAUCCCGCAGAUCUCCGACUUUUUCCCUCGUUUCCACGACUUCCCCAUCACCCCCCCUCCACCCCGGGAGAAACAGGUUCUAAAGGACAAAGACAAGGACCGAGACGGGAACGGAGAGAAAGACCGCAAGAGGGAAAGAGAGCAAGAGGAGAACGGAGAGUUUGCCGACUCGGAUGACGAUGACACCUACCUGGGAACUCUGGAGUUCAGCCUGCUGUUUGACCAAGAAAAUAACUGCUUGCACUGCACCAUCCACAAGGCCAAGGGACUAAAGGCCAUGGACUCCAAUGGACUGGCGGAUCCAUAUGUGAAACUCCACCUCCUGCCUGGAGCAAGCAAGGCAAAUAAAUUGCGCACUAAGACUUUAAAGAACACGCUGAAUCCAGUGUGGAACGAAACACUCAUCUAUCACGGCAUCACGGCUGCCGACAUGACCACCAAAACCCUCAGGCUGUGUGUGUGUGAUAUGGAUCGUUUAGGACGGAAUGAGUUCAUAGGCGAAGUCAGGGUGGCCCUCAAGAAACUGAAGGAGGGAGAGAGCAAGAAAUACAACAUGGGUCUCGAGAGAAUUGCGCAGACCCGGGAGGGUAACAGCCAGGCAGUGGAUUCUGGGGCUCCUGUUGCAGAAGAAGAGCGUGGCCGUAUCCUGGUCUCCCUGAUGUACGUCACAGAAAAGAGUUCUCUGGUUGUGGGAAUUAUUCGCUGUGCCCACCUGGCCGCCAUGGAUUCGAAUGGCUACUCAGACCCCUUUGUCAAAAUUGUUUUGCAGCCUGACAUGGGGAAAAAGUCCAAAUACAAAACCACAGUGAAGAAGAAGACUCUAAACCCAGAGUUUAACGAGGAGUUUACCUAUGAAGUCCCGCAUGAUCAGCUGGCCAAGAAAACCCUGGAGAUCUCAGUCUGGGACUAUGACCUGGGCAUGAGCAAUGACUUCAUAGGUGGCGUUGAAUUGGGAAUUAACGCAAAAGGAGAGAGACUGAAGCACUGGUUUGAAUGUCUGAAAUACAAAGGAAAGAAAGUGGAGUACUGGCACACACUGACACAGCAAGGAGCCCCUAGCAGUGACUAACACAGUCAAGCACACGUUAAUUCUCAAAAACUAAUACAAAAAUAAUGGAGUAAUAAUGAUAAAGAAAUGCAAUAAUGCUCAGUCUGAGAAUGCUGAUGAUGAUGACGUUCAAUAUUAACGCGUGAGAAAAAGCAUAAUAAUCUAUUGUACAGCUAAGUGUCACAUUCUUUUGUGAUGAGAAAGAAGCAAGUGCGAUCACAAGCCCGGAUUGUGACGCACAAACAAUCGACCCCUUUUUUCUGGUCUACACAUCACUUAUGUGAAACCGUAAUAAUGUGUUGUGACUAUGCCACAGGAGCUCAUGCCAUAUUAUAGUGUUAUUGUUUAUUACAUGUUAAACGUGUAAUAGCAUCCUGGUGUUUGUUACAGUUGGUGGUGCCGUAAUUUUGCACACUGUCAAAGCACAACACAUCCAGCUGACUGUAAGUGUCUAUGUGUACCUAUGUAUUUGUCUUUCGUGAUUUGUUACGUAUGAAAGUUUACAGUCUCUUCCAGCCCGACAAAAACACGACGCACAGGAAAAGCACAAGGGGCGGCGCGUGAAGGAAUUCUAAAGCAAUGAAAGAAACUGUCUACGGACUUAAACGCUCACUCAAGAACUGCCGCCUGUCACUUCGAGCAGAACCAAACGACAGUCACCUCAACGCGAAUGUGUGUGAAUGUCCCUGUCUGUUUUGUCUUUGUACGUGUCUCUGUUGAAUGUUUGUACAGUCUCCUACAAAAAGAAAAGAGAAAAAAAAAAACAACAAGCUCUGAUGCACGUCGACAGACUUUUUCGCUUUCUCUCCGGUGCCCUCUACUGGUUUAGAGGUCUAAC
This is a messenger RNA of Labeo rohita (rohu), 2316 nucleotides long. RefSeq names its product double C2-like domains, delta (gene doc2g). Bases 210 to 1499 code for a protein of 429 amino acids. The record is from RefSeq and is a predicted model, not a curated record. Gene Ontology annotation, cellular component: membrane. Lineage: Eukaryota; Metazoa; Chordata; Actinopteri; Cypriniformes; Cyprinidae. The transcript has 11 exons.